CCCAGGUUUGUUGUAUACUUUUCUUCUCUGUCAAACCGAACUAUCAACAACAAUGGCGACUGAAUCUCCGAAUUCUGUGCAGAAAAUUGUUGUUCAUCUAAGAGCUACCGGUGGUGCUCCGAUACUGAAACAAUCUAAAUUCAAGAUUUCAGGGACUGAUAAGUUUGCUAAAGUGAUUGACUUUCUAAGACGGCAGCUUCACUCUGACUCAUUGUUUGUGUAUGUAAACAGCGCUUUCUCCCCAAAUCCCGAUGAAUCGGUAAUUGAUCUCUAUAAUAACUUUGGGUUUGAUGGUAAACUGGUGGUUAACUAUGCCAGUUCCAUGGCAUGGGGUUAAAGUUGCAUCUUAUGUUGUCUCUCUCAGUCCAAAAUCAUUGAUCUGCGGGAUGAUGAUACAAGUUGCUACUCUUUUCUUUGGUAGGAGAAUCCAAGUGAGUGUAGGAAUGAGACCCCCCUAUUUGUUGUACAUCCUUAGGAAUGGCUCUUCAUCAAGUUUUUUUUUUUUUUUUUUUUUUUUUUUUUUUAACCUGAAUACAUAUGACAAAAGUGGAACAGUUUUUGUGUGAUACUUUCAUAUUCAAAAGAAUGAUUCAAUCUGA
Camelina sativa (false flax) is the source of this 599-nucleotide messenger RNA. RefSeq names its product ubiquitin-like protein ATG12B. NCBI's taxonomy places the organism in Eukaryota, Viridiplantae, Streptophyta, Magnoliopsida, Brassicales, Brassicaceae. The record is from RefSeq and is a predicted model, not a curated record. Gene Ontology annotation, cellular component: autophagosome membrane; cytoplasm; phagophore assembly site membrane. Gene Ontology annotation, molecular function: Atg8-family ligase activity. Gene Ontology annotation, biological process: protein lipidation involved in autophagosome assembly; autophagy of mitochondrion; glycophagy.